Olea europaea var. sylvestris is the source of this 1549-nucleotide messenger RNA. RefSeq names its product lanC-like protein GCL1. The transcript has 5 exons. Gene Ontology annotation, cellular component: plasma membrane. Gene Ontology annotation, biological process: peptide modification; carbohydrate metabolic process. The record is from RefSeq and is a predicted model, not a curated record. Bases 76 to 1344 code for a protein of 422 amino acids. Lineage: Eukaryota; Viridiplantae; Streptophyta; Magnoliopsida; Lamiales; Oleaceae.
UGCGCGCGCAUAAACCCAUAAUUAUUCUGGCCUUAAUUUGAUAGAUAUCUGAGAGCAAAGUUUCCCAAGUAGAGAAUGUCGUCUUCUGUGGUAAAAUUUGCUUCUCAAGAAAGUAAUCAUGAAGAAGGGAAUCAAGAACUGUUUGAUAUGAUCCACGCAGGUGAUCCAACGGCUCCAAACCUCUCACUUCCAGCUGAGACUUUUCUCAAAGCUGCAAUUUCUCUCAAGGACAAGGUUGUGGAAGUGACGUGGAAAGGUCGGGGCAGUAAUGGGAGCUUUGACCCGACAGUGUAUACGGGUCUUCUGGGUGCAGCUUUCACCUGCUUGAGAUCUCAUGAGGCCACCGGUAACCACCGAGACCUGCAAUUGUGCGUCGAGAUCGUGGACGCCUGCGCUGCCGUGGCUCAUUCCUCUGCCAGGCACCUGACUUUUCUUUGCGGUCGAGGAGGCGUCUAUGCUCUUGGUGCUGUGGCUGCAAAUUAUUGUGGGGACCUAAUGAAACGCGACUUCUAUGUCACACGUUUUCUGGAGAUGGCGGAAGAAAAAGCCCUCCCGGUUGGACCAGAAGAAGGAGGGUUGGGAAUGUCUUACGAUCUCCUCUUCGGACGGGCCGGUUUCUUGUGGGCUGCUUUAUUUAUAAAUAAGUACUUAGGAGCCGAAGUGGUACCGAGUGAUCUUCUCAUGCCUGUUGUUGAAGCCGUGCUAACAGGGGGAAGGGCUGGUGCAUCUGAUAAUACGGCCUGCCCGCUCAUGUAUAGAUGGCAUGGAACACGGUAUUGGGGUGCUGCUCAUGGACUGGCUGGUAUUUUGCACGUAUUGCUGCAUUUCUCUCUCUUGAAUGAUGAUAUUGAUGAUGUCAAGGCAACUUUGAGAUACAUGAUGAGCAACAGGUUUCCUCACAGCGGGAAUUAUCCCGUUAGCGAAGGAAACCCGAGGGAUCAGCUGGUGCAGUGGUCCCAUGGAGCGGCUGGCGUAGCCCUUACCCUGUGUAAAGCUUCAGAGGUGUUACCGAAUAACAGAGAAUUUCGCGAUGCAGCCAUUGAAGCCGGGGAAGUUGUUUGGAAGAAUGGGUUACUCAAGAAGGUGGGACUGGCCGAUGGCUCUUCCGGGAAUGCUUAUGUCUUCCUCUCUCUCUCCCGGCUCACGGGAGAUAGUGUAUAUGAAAACCGAGCAAAGGCAUUCGCGAGCUACUUGUAUCACAAUGUAAGAAAAACUAUUGCUGAUACACGUUAUGAUGGAGAUGAUCACGCAUGUUCUCUUUUCCAAGGAUUAGCUGGGGCUGCUUGCCUGUGGUUUGAUAUGCUUGUGCCGGAGAAAUCUAGGUUUCCUGGUUACGAACUCUAGAUUGGUAGGAAAGAUGCUACUUAAGCUUCCUAUGAACUUAACAAUGUCUCUACUAAGUCAAGGCAUGAAUGCAAAGGGUAUAAUACCAAUUUCUAUAUACCGCAGUAAUAUGAAUAUGCAACACUAAUAGCCUUAUUUUGCUACUAAAUGGUUAUAUGCAUACCAGGGCAAUGAGUAAUUUGCAUGGAUGCAUUUCUAAUUGUUA